UGUGACAGAGGGGCUUGAAGAGCCCCUUUUGGCCCCGGAUGGAGACGACCGUGGCGGAUUCGGAGAUGUUACGGAAACUCUACAGCAGUAUAAAAGCCGGUGGAGAGCCAUCCGGAUAAUGUACCUUACCAUGUUCUUCAGCAGUGUUGGUUUGUAAAACAGACGCCGGCCAAUGUUGCGUUUCCUAGUAUUACUUUCAUCGUUGCACUGAAUGUGUGUUUAAAACCAUUGGAACGCUCCAUGUGACGAUUCAUAUUCAUUUCAAGCGCCUCUACCUCAUUCUUCAACCAACAGAGAGCGACACAAGGCAAUCCCUGAGGGCUCAAACCUGAAAUAUAUAAUACAAAAGGGAAAAGAAGAAGGAAAAGGAAAUACAGCAAACUGUGGAACAAGUUAUAUAGUGGCCAGGAUCUAGGUGUUGGCACCCCACUUGUGCAAAGCAUGGUUUUCAAGCAAUUGUACCCUUCUAGCUUGUGUAAUAACUAGGAAGCAAUCUAUAGUUCUUUACAUAAGGAGUUCAUCCAUUCACCUGGUAGCCUUAUAUACUGGUCUGGCACCCAGGCGUUGCUCAGCUCCCUUUUCCCAAAUACACCAAGAUGGCUGCUGCUCGUUCUGUGGGUUAUUCCUGGAAGGACCGGUAUGCCUCUGUCUUCCCUCUUUAAAGGACUUGUCAAACUCUGUCCUCCAUUACGAACAGUUGUGACAGGGGAUUUCGUUUUGCCAUUGCUAAAUAGGAUCUCAGCCAUUCAUUUUACAAUGCCAUUGUGAUGAGGAGCAUGAUAGAGAUGUCUACUGCUUCUUGACUGCUCUGGUUUUUCUAUUGUAAUUAUGUCAAUAUGGCCCUAUCUUCAAAAGAUAGAUAAAACUGCAGAUGAAAGCUUCCUUGGUUGGAUUAUAGCAUCAUAUAGCAUUGGUCAAAUGAUAGCAUCCCCCUUCUUUGGAGCCUGGUCUAACUACCGUCCAAGAAGAGAGCCUCUUGUAAUUUCAAUUGCUAUUUCUGUGGCUGCCAACUGCCUUUAUUCCUAUGUCCAUUUACCUGCUUCUCACAACAAGUAUUACAUGUUGGCUGCUCGAGGCCUGGUGGGAUUUGGUGCAGGAAAUGUAGCAGUAGUUCGGUCAUACAUUGCAGGUGCUACCUCUCUUACUGAACGAACAAGUGCUAUGGCAAACACGAGUGCUUGCCAAGCUGUGGGAUUCAUACUGGGACCAGUUUUUCAGACUCUCUUUACACUCAUUGGAGAAAAGGGAAUUACAUGGAAAGCCAUUCAUCUUCAGGUGAACAUGUACACAGCACCUGUUCUAUUUGGAGCUCUUCUAGGAAUUGUUAACAUUGUUCUCAUAUUUGCUGUAUUUAGAGAACAUCGUGUAGAUGACUUGGGACGACCACAAAGUAGCAUUAACUGUGAAUCAGAAGAAAAUGAUGAACUGGGUCAGGAUAACCAAGGAACCAUUGAUCAUGUGGCUGUAGUAUCAACAAACAUUCUUUUCUUUGUCAUCUUAUUUGUUUUUGCAGUCUUUGAAACCAUAGCUACACCAUUGACAAUGGAUAUGUAUUCCUGGACCAGGAAAAAAGCAGUGUUUGUCAAUGGCAUAAUCCUUGGUGCAAUUGGCAUUGAAUCUGUCAUUGUAUUUUUAGCAGUUAAAUUCCUUUCUAGAAGGACUGGUGAACGUGCGAUACUUUAUGGAGGCCUAGUGAUUAUCUUGGUUGGAUUCUUUAUCUUAUUACCUUGGGGAAAGCAGUUACCUAAUAUCCAGUGGGAAGAUGUGAAGAAUAAUUCUAUUCCAAGAACUACCUUCAGUGAAAGUCUUGCAUUAUUUUGGACACUGCAAACACAGUUUCCAUCCAAUAACACUGUUGAAACAACUGGGUGCCCUUUUAUACAAUCCUGGUGCCUCUAUACUCCAGUAAUCCAUUUGGGCCAGUACAUCACUACAGACAUCCUAAUAGGCCUGGGUUAUCCAGCCUGUAGUGUUAUGUCAUAUACCUUAUAUUCAAAGAUCUUAGGACCAAAGCCUCAGGGAAUUUACAUGGGCUGGCUAACUGCUUGUGGAAGUGCUGCGCGUAUACUUGGCCCAGUCUUUGUCAGCCAACUCUAUACACACUUGGGACCCCGCUGGGCUUUCAGCCUAAUCUGUGGAAUUGUUGUUCUUUCUCUCUUACUCUUAGAAGCAGUGUACAAGAGACUUGUUGCAUUUUCAGUCAGACGUGAGAGGCUACAGGAGUGACAUUCUAAUAAUAAUAAUAAUAAUAAUAAUAAUAAUAAUAAUGUUUAUUUCUAUACCGCCCGGUGGCAAAGCCAAUCUGGGUAACUACUGAUCAGUUUGAGUAUCAUUAUCAGUACAGGACUAGAAUUCUACAUUGACUACUGUUGAUGGUCUUGUAAUUGCUACAGCAAUAUUUUUAUUAGGAGACUUCCCACUGGUACACUAAUGGACAUGAUAGGUUACAGUAAUGAAAAUGGGUGACUAAAGUUCUAAUGCAUAUAGUUGAAGAGAUAAUAAUCAUAAUUCCACUUUUACUUGUGCAUUUUUUUAAAAAAAAACUUGAUUCUGUGAAUCAGGUCUUAUAGAAUGUCUCUUUCAAAUUGAACUUGAAUUCUUUGUGCUUCAUAAAGUAUAUGGACUUCUUAAAUUUUAAUUAAUCUUAACAAGGUUUAGCAGAAGGUACUAACAGUGAAUAAAGUUAUCUUGCUGCAGAUUUCUUAUUACAUUAUUGAUCCAUAUAUUUUCUAGAAAGGAAAAGGUGUGAGUAGAAUUGAACUUGAGAGUGGAGCAAUAAUUCAUCAUGUUCUUCUCAGAUCUUUCAACUUGUUGUUAGUUCUUGGCCCUGAUUAUAGCUGCUUGUUAGCUACUGGCAAUGGAAAGCACAGAUGAUUAUAUAUCUCCACUUUGCCCAAAAUACUGCUGCUUACGAUAAGUAACAUAUUUUGAUGUCAGUAACUAAUGAAAGCACUCUGUUCUCUAAAUACAUUUCUGUUAAUUUGCACUGAGGAUUGUGAUAAAAUUAUCAAUUUCUUUAACAUCUGUUAAAUAUUUUAAACAGGUUUUUUUCCCUAUAGAAUCUAAUUACACAAGUUUCUAAUUGCUAAAAUGAAAUGAUCUGUAUCUUUCCUCUUUUUCCAAAACUUACUAUAACCUGUUGUUGUUUGGUAAAUGUACAGCCAAUCAGUUCAACAGCUUUAGACCCAUAACACAAAAUAUUGCAACUCUCGAAGUAUAGAUAUUUUCUGAACUUACCUAUGUUUACUCACUGAGGAUCCACAGGCAGUUAGUAGCCAAAUGCCUGCCAAAAUAAAAAGACCUUUUCCUGCUACCAGAAUGAGAGCACAAUUCUAGACUUCAGUGGGAAGAAAUUCAACAUCUGGGGAGCGGUCACCAUGAAAGCCCUCACAUAUCCUCACCAUAUAUACCUGUAACAGUAGUGGAACUGCGAAAGCCUUCCACCAAGGAUUCGAUGGGGCAGUACUGUCUGUACUACAAUCUAGUUCAUUACAGAUAGUAGAUGGUUUAGCAACAAAACAACUUCCUGAGGACUAGAAAGGCAACAGUGGAUGUUGUUUGUAUGCUUAUGACACUAAACCCUCUCCUAGCCCCAGAUGAUCUUCGCCCAUAAAUGUAUAAUUAAAACAACAUGAAGGAUCCUUUAGGUCAACAGCCAAGGUCUCAAAGAGAAUUUUCCAGCCCCACUGUAGAAAGUCUGCACAUGAUCAUGUUUGGUAUCAAAAGAUACGAAGGCUACAAUGGCCUGGUAUCAAACUGCUGAGAACCAAUAAAACCAAAGGAGAUGAGAAGCUCAAACACAGUGGCGUUCACAUACUGACCAUCAUUUUCACAAGUGUUUGUACUGAAGCUAGAUUUUGUACUUUUAGAAAGUUGGAUUAGUGAAGCAAAAGGUUAAUGACAUCCAGCUGUAUUCAUAGGUUGAUAACACUAAUAUGCAACUUUAACCGAAAAUGUUGUACCACUGGAUUACUAUUUGACCUUACUCUACAAAGCUAGUUUUGGAUGUUAUAUUAAACAUGGUUUCCCAUUUUAAAAUUUUUAAGCAAGUCACAAUAGAACUUACAGGCUUUUAUUGGAACUAACCACAGUGUCAAAAUAAUAUUUUCCACAUCACUUUCCAACUUUACCUAGUCCUAAUAUGCCUAUUACUCGUAAUCUUUUUUUAAUUCUAAUGACCCAGCCUACAGUAGCUAUUUCAUUUAAGUAACUAAGGGGCGAAACAGAUGGUCCUGAAAUCCAGCUUCCAUGUGGCAUGGGGGCAUGGUGUUUUGAUGGGGCAUGCCCCCAAGCAGGGCAAUCACACUGUGGUGGCGUUUUGAUGACACAAUCUGCAGAAGCACCCAGAAGCUGCCCUGGAGUUGCACUAGGGCCGCCUAACGUGACCCAAAAGGAGCCCAAACAGGAGCACAUUUUUCACUCCUAUUUGGGGCUGCGGUGUGUUCUUGUUGCAGCUCUGGGGCGGCCCCAAUCCACCCUUUUGGGGCAGUCUGUUUUGCCCCCAAGAGGCAGAAAUACAAAGAAAGAAACAGACACCUUCUUUUAAUAAAACCAAAUCCUGUCAUUUACCAUUAGCAGUGUACUGGGCCUAUUUUUCCUUAUUCAAUACAUGAAAAGUCCAGUGUGUCAAGUGUAAAAACGCUUACAGGUUAUUACCAUUGAGGUGCAGUUUUAUUGUCUUAACUACUGUUCGUGAUCUACCAAAAUAUACCUAGUGAUUUGUGUUUAAUAAAGCAAGUAAUCUAAA
Sceloporus undulatus (fence lizard) is the source of this 4747-nucleotide messenger RNA. RefSeq names its product major facilitator superfamily domain containing 8 (gene MFSD8). The coding region runs from base 829 to 2226 and encodes 465 amino acids. The transcript has 12 exons. The record is from RefSeq and is a predicted model, not a curated record. Gene Ontology annotation, biological process: transmembrane transport. Gene Ontology annotation, cellular component: lysosomal membrane. Lineage: Eukaryota; Metazoa; Chordata; Lepidosauria; Squamata; Phrynosomatidae. Gene Ontology annotation, molecular function: transmembrane transporter activity.